Molecule: messenger RNA, 4446 nt
Organism: Eremothecium sinecaudum
Lineage: Eukaryota; Fungi; Ascomycota; Saccharomycetes; Saccharomycetales; Saccharomycetaceae
Gene: SCC2
Product: cohesin-loading factor complex subunit SCC2
Exons: 1
Coding region: 1-4446 (1481 amino acids)
Biological process (GO): replication-born double-strand break repair via sister chromatid exchange; regulation of gene expression; establishment of mitotic sister chromatid cohesion
Cellular component (GO): Scc2-Scc4 cohesin loading complex
Molecular function (GO): chromatin binding
Source: RefSeq, a predicted model, not a curated record
AUGUCAACCUUUCCAGGUGAAGAUACUACUAUCCCUAAAAGACUAUCAGAAUCCUUAGAGCACCAACCUUUAAAUCAUUUAAUACCUAAAAAUGGUCUAUUGAAUAUUAUUUCAAGUCCGAUAUCAGUCUCUCUAAAAUUAGAUGUCCCGGAUGCUUUUGAACCUAUACCUGAAGAUAUAUGGAAAUAUCCACAUCCAAUUGAUUUCGAUCCAUUAAGAACAGGCGAAAAGAAAGAGAUAAAUUUUAGAAGACCUGGCGACUUAGAAUGUAAUGAUGCUAAUAGGCCUGAAGGUGAUAACCUUAUCUUUGCUAAUCUAAAACCGUUAGCCAUCAAUUGCCUCGCAUCUGCCAAAAAGGUUGGCUCUGACUCCAUUGUAGAAGAAAACAACUACACUUCAGUGAAACGUAAACUUGAAAUGCUGAAUAGUAAUGUGGAGAUGAUUGACACCUGUAAGAAAUCUAAACUUCUACCUUCUAGCAGUCCUGUAACUAUAAACCAGGUUUCUCUUGGAAACCAAUAUUUAAAAAACCUUUCAAAAAUUAUGGAACAGAUUGGAUAUGAUGAUAGCAGUGCUAAUUUUGGCGAUUACGAGUAUUGGGUUUCAUUAGAUCACGGUAAUAUUCAUAUUUUAUCAAAACAGUGCCUCGAAAAACUCCAUAUUAUUUUUAAUAGUAUAUUAACAAUACCGGCGAUUUGGGAUGACUUAGAUGUUAUCACGCUACAGAGGAUCAUGGAUGUAUGUGUUAAUAGUGCAUUGAUUUCAAAAGAGCAUAUGGAACUUAAUGACGACUCAAAUAAUUUUCAAAUUAUCGCAUUUAGCUCAUCAAUAAUAAUUUUGAUGAUCUUUAUGAUUGACAAGAAUGAUAGAAGACUUCAUGUUGAGCAAUACAUGGUAGUACCAGUUGAUUUUUUGGGAUUUAUUGUUGAAAACCUCUCUGCUGAGUAUGAAAAGGGCCCAAAAGCUUUUGAAAACACCCUCUCUCUAUUACAUUCUACGUUAACUUUAAUCCCGGCGUAUAUUUCAAAAAGGCCAACUCUCGAUGAUGGCUUUAUAACAAAAUUGGUAUAUAUGGUUACCGAUUUGGCGCUUUCAAACUGGUCACACAAUAUUGGGCCACUGUCGUUGCAAAAUCAAAUGGAACACGUUAAAGCAAUAUGCAGUAAAACAAUUGAGAUAAUUUUUGAGAAGCUUCCAGAUCAACGCAUGUUUAUUGUUGACGAACUGCUGUCCCACUUGGAUGACCUCCCUGCUACUAGGUCCCAAAAACGUAUGAAGAAUGUUGGUAAGGGUACAUAUAUUACACAUUUCUCAUAUAUUAUGCUGUCAGUUCUACAGGUAUGGAACAGUUAUGAUUAUUGUGCUAUGAUGGAAACAACUGCACAAGAAAAUUUAAAGGAUUUGGAUGCGAAGCACAUUGCAACACAUAUAGACUUAGAGGUUGCAAUAGAGCAUGUUAUUGAAGUGAUAUUGAAAAAAACUUUCUCUAACACUUCAAAGUAUAGAGCGGUUCUUGGUCAUUUGGUGAGUGAUCUUAUUGUCACUUUAUUAUUACCUACAUGGCCAAUAACAGAUAUUAUACUUGCUCAAUUGUUAAAAAAGUUGUUGGCGGUUUUUAACCCACAGAACCAGAAGCCCAUCAAUAUCGAAUCCAUAGUACUUCAUGAGUUGGGAAAUAUCGGCAGCGCAAUUUUGGAUAUAAGACUACAAGCUAGACAGGAGGAAGAUAAUAAUCUAAUCAAAUUAUUCAACUAUCCAGACCAAAUUAAAACUUUAUUGAAUGCAUAUGAUAAGUGCGUAUUAUAUUGUAAGAGGACACAGAAAGACGGAAAAUCGGUGAAAUUUCUAUGGAGCAAGCAACUCACUGCCUUAAAUAAUUUAAGAGCAUUUGAUAAAGAUUCAGAAUCAUGGAAUUCAAAAUUAGACCAGCAUUUAUCGUCAAUAAUCAAAGCCAUACAUUCCUGUUCGAUUGAAUCCCAAGAAUUAAGUGAUUUAAGUGAAAUAGUUCCGAUCUAUUGCUGUACACUAUUUGCAUCACCGUUAGUUGGCAUGUACGAACCAUAUCUCAAACUUGUGUUGUCUCUUUUGGAUCGACAAAAAGCCAAGCUUCGUUCAGGUGCAAUUAGGUGUUUAUCUCUACUAAUAACAAAGGAUCCGUCGUUACUUUUAACACCAAUAGUUAAGGACACAAUCCAAUGUCGUCUAAGAGACUCUUCACCCCUAGUUAAAGACGCGAUAUUGGAACUGUUGGAUUUAGGUGCAAAUUAUAUCCAGUUUUAUCAGAACAUUAACGCUAACUAUAACGACGACAGCGUCCUUGUUAGAAAACACGUUUUGAAGAUAAAUCAAAGGAUAUAUGACGAAACAAUAGACAUCAACAUAAAAUCAUAUGUGGGAAACAGGAUAUUAAGAAGGAUUGAAGAUGAAGAGGAUGCUGUUAUCGAGAAUGCCCGAUCCGAAUUGCUGAAGCGUUGGGUACUCUCAAUUCAGGAAUUAGAAGAACGGCCCGAAGUACAGAUUUCUCGAUCUAGAGAGACGAUUAAAGUAAUUGCCAAAAUCCUAUCCAGUGGUGAAAAACCAGCCGAAUUGGUAGAGCAAUACCUGUCGUUUUAUAUACUGAAUAAAAGGUCACAUACAGUGGAAGAAUAUGAGAUAAUUCUCAAAUGUUUAUCAGUAUUAACUGAUCAAAUAAUAGAACUCGCAAUUGAACUGCAAUCGGGUGACAGCGAGGAAGAAAACAGCGAGGAAGGAAGAGGUAUUAUGAAGUUAUUAUCCAUCUUUUCCAGUUGUGAUGAGUUACUGAUUACUAAAGAUCAUAUUACAUCUCUUUACCCAUAUCUUCAUGAUGAUCAUAGGUCUGAUUUCCAGUUGAAUAUCUUGCGAGUGUACAAAACUACCUUCAAAAAGAUGUCAAACUUCAAGCCUAAGUUCUUAUUUGAUCUAGAAACAACUAUACUUUCUCGGUUGCCAAAGAUGAGUGUCAAGGAGUUAGAGGAAGCAAUGCCAUUAGUUUGGUCAAUUGCAAAAAAUCGAAAGGAUGACUCAAGGAUUUGUAAGGCUUGUGCUUCUUGCUUGGGUCAAUUGACCCCAUAUAUAUCCAAAGUUACGAGUGAGCCAUCAUCAUUACAACCAGAUGGGAAGAUACAAAGGCUGCUUUACCUCGCUACGGGGUUUGCUCGGUUUUGCAGCUUUGAAAAUACAGAAGAUAGAUUUCCCAAUCUAAAAUCAAGAGAAAAUAUAUUUGAAUACGUCACGAAAUGUCUCUUAAUGUUCACUAAAUCCGGCGUUCAUCAUGUACUAAGAAGGAUUUCAAUCAAAAACUUAGUUAAAAUCGCGUCUCAAUAUCCAAAACUGUUCAACUCUCGCCACGUUCUAAAUGUUUUAGAUGGGGAAUUUGAGAAUGGUGCUUUAGACAUUCAGUUAGUAAUGUUAGAAACCCUCUAUGACUUCUUUUUGAUGGAAGAAAAGAAGUCUAUGAAGCAAGCGGGUGUUAAUGGUACCGUUUCAUCUAAUGAAGAAUUAAAAAAGGUAGGUGUAUACACAAAUAGGCGGGAAUCAAUUUACGAGGGCAUUUGCUCAGCUUUAGUUUCAAGGUACCUGGAUAAAAUUUUGAAGAUUUGCUUAAUUACAGAUCUAAGCAAUGCAUUGGUGGCGAUACGUUUCUUGAAAUUGAUUACCAACUAUGGUUACACAAAUCCUUCCCGAUGCAUACCAACUGUCAUUGCUCUGCUUGCAUCUCCCAAUAAGUAUAUGAAAAAUUUGGCAACUGAAUUGUUACAGGAGCUCUUCCAAGCAUACGAAAGAAUGGUUUUUAAUGGUCUUAUACAAGGAAUCAAACUCGGCACUGAAUAUGCAAGAAAAACGAGGCCUACUGACUAUUAUAUUGAUAGCGGAUUUUUCUUAAGGAUUCAGGAAAUACUUUCCACAAGUAAGAAAAAUAAAACGACAUUCUUAAAAUUAGUGCGGAAAACAUUACUGCAUAAUGUCUCAAUAGAUCAAAUACUCGCAAAUGGAGACAGUUUUGAUACUUUGUUUCUAAUCAACAACAUCUUUAAUAUUGUUUUUGAGUACCAGUUCGAGUUGUAUGCGUUAGUGGGUUCACUUGAUGCAAUAUCUGAACAAAUUAGAGAUAGCAUAGCGGAAAGGAUUUCAAAUCAAAAUAUUGAACAUACAGAUAUCUCUAAAAUAUCAAAGCUAAUAUUUGCGAGAUUGUGCAUGGAAGAACUUCGUCGAAGAGUUUUUGAUAAAUACAAUUUGUCCGAAAGUCGUUUAGCAUUAAUUGGGAACUCAGAGGAGGAUGAUCUUAAGCACAGAACUGCUCAAGUAGUCGAUGGAAACAUGGUUACUUUAAAAAGCGAACCAAUAUUUCUAGGUUUUAAAAAUCCGUUCAAUAAUCUUGAUUACUGCAAGAAGUAUAUCAACAGCAAAGAGUUUGAGAAUAUGUAG